AUGUCUUCCCCAACAUCUUCACAUUACCCUAAUCCUCAACAAACAUUUCCAAAGCCAAAGUACUCACUUAAUUUACGUCCAGAGGAUUGCUCUAAUAAUUCUACUAUGCCUCCACUUCCCUCUCCGUCACUGCAAAAACAACAACAAAAUAGUCCAAUUUCUCCUUCCACAGCUCGUUGUCGAGCAGCAGCAGUUCAACGGCAACAGGGUUCUACCGAUUCCGCUCCGACUAGUGCUGGGAUUAGUAGUAUGAAACGAAAAGAGAUUUGGGCACGUGUUGGGCCUUCUUCUUUUCAUCAAUCUUUUGACAUUCGUUCUGACCCAACUACUAAUUUCUCAACUUCUUGUGGCCAUAUAAACGAUGCUGUUGGUGGAGGUGUUUGUUGUGCCUGUAAAGGAUAUCGAACUGAACGAAGAAGUGGAUUUUGUUCAGGGGACAGCAGCAGAGAUUCUCGAAGUCAUCCAGGGAAUGCUGCAAUGACUUUGUAUUGUGGAGUUUCUGGCUGUUCUGGUCAUCCUUCCUGUCCAGGAGUUUCUUCAAUUCAUCAAAACCAUCAUCAUCACUUAAACAAUAAUCUUCGAACUGGACGGUCUACACAUUCUUCCUUUGAUGAGGGGGACCAUUCUAGUCAUUUAAGUAAUGCUGGUUGUGGUCCUUUACGUGAUACUUAUUUGACUGAGAUUUCUCGAGAAUGGAUGUUAAUGAAUGGGGCUAUUGCUCCUUUUAAAAAUAUUUUACAACAAGCCAGUUCAAUUGCAAGCACUCCUCUGCCCAAUCACCGUCCAUUCCAAUCAAUAGCCACCCCAGCAGUCGCUGCUUCGGCUGUCAAUACAGCUUCUGCUAUUAUGGCUGCUGGUUCACGUAUUGCCGGAGCUACUCCUUUUGGAAAUAAUUUACAAAAAACUAAUGAUGAUAAUGAAGUUAUUGGAAGUGGAGGAAGAUUAAAUAAUAAUUUUGUUGGUCCAGCAGCCCUUAAAAGUAGCUGUUUUAACCUCGCAAUGUCUGAACAAAAUAAUAACAACUUUGUUUGUAAUACAAAUAUAGACACACCUUUAACAGCUAAAUCAGAUAAUUUUGAUCAACAAAAACAAAUUAUAAUUAUUGAACCCGACAAAAAAUUGGAAGGUGGGGGGAGUUUUUAA
Molecule: messenger RNA, 1143 nt
Organism: Meloidogyne enterolobii
Lineage: Eukaryota; Metazoa; Nematoda; Chromadorea; Rhabditida; Meloidogynidae
Source: the annotation of a GenBank genome assembly